GAUAGUAUGCUGUUACACAACAGUCCACGCAUAUUGUCCAGAGCUGUGCAGUUGAAGGAGACAGUUGUCUCUCAGCUGACAGAUGAGGGACCUCGGUGCUGUUAGCAAGCGGCACUUCUUUCAGGAGGUAUUGGAGUAUCUGAAGAAGAGGAGGGGUCAGCUGAGGAGAAAGUUAACCGUUUUGGCGGACACUCGACACUGAAUGUAAACGCACCAUGGCGGGCAAAGGAAGAGUUUGUUCCGCCGGACAGAGCCAGCUCCAGGACUCCUCAGACUCUGACUCGGAGGCUCGCGUGGCAAGUACCGGGCCGUUCGCCGGCUCCUUCCCCUGCACCCAGGUCAUCCACAGCGGACACUUCAUGGUGUCGUCCCCCCACAGCGACUCGGCGCCGCGCGGGAGGAACAGCGGUGGGUCCACGAGAUAUGACUUCGACACGGUGAACAGGACGUGGUGCCAGACGUACCGGUACGGCCCGCAAAGCUCCGGGAGCCUGAGCAUCGACCCCACUCUGACCCGCCUGUUUGACUGCAUGUCCCUGGCCUACAGUGGUAAGAUAGUCUCUCCCAAGUGGAAGUCUUUUAAGGGUCUGCGGUUGCUGUGGAGGGAUAAGAUCCGUCUGAACAAUGCGAUCUGGAGAGCUUGGUUCAUCCAGUAUGUGGAGAAGAGGAAGAACCCAGUGUGUGGCUUUGUCACACCGCUGGAAGGCUCAGAGGCCGAUGCACAUCGAAAGCCUGAAGCUAUUGUCUUAGAGGGCAGCUACUGGAAGCGAAGGAUCGAGGUGGUGAUCAAGGAGUAUCACAAGUGGAGGAUUUACUACAAGAAGAGGCUUCAGAAAAAGAAGGAUGAUAUUCUAUCAAUGCUACAAGAGGGUCAGAUCUGCCAGGCCAAGCUGGAGAAAUGGUCCAAUCAGAUGUACCAGGAGCCCGAGGCUGCGCCGGUGGAGGUCCACAUGUUUGACCUGGACUGCCUUCUGUCCGACAUCUCCGACACCCUGUUCACCAUGACGCAAAAGCCUUGUCCCUGGGCCGGUGACCGACACGACACGUACACAAGCAAUGCAGAUAUAAUCCAGCCAGGCCUGACUCCACUACAGCCCAACCUGGAGGAUUUCAUGGAUAUACCAGAUAUCUUUAUGAACUACCGGGGCCAGCCCACUGAGCAGAUUGGUUUUGCUGACUGUGGCUAUUUUGAGAGUUCAUCCAGCACAGCGUUUGCUCCACUUCCCUCCCCUGUGGUAACCACUCCGCAGCUACUUCUCGACACCCAGCUGGCUCAGCCCAAUCUGUCAUCUGACAAUUUGCCUCAGCCCUCCUCAUCCAGUACCCGACCAGACCAGAGCAGGCCGGGCCAGGGUUGCGGUGAAUACCACGCAUCUAGCAUCAUAUCAGGGGCCAUGCCAUAUGGACACCAGUCAUACCCUGCUCCACCUGUUUCCGUAGCAUUCACCACCGGCAUCGAGCAGCCGGCCUCUUCAAGUAUCCCUUUCCUGUACCCGCCGCCCUGCCAUAAGUUUGGCUACUACACGACGACCAGCGUGACCCCCACUGUCAUCACUCACACCGCCUCCACCAUGGGGGCCCAGGGCUCUGUGCACCAGCCUCACGGUUACCCUCACACAGGGGACCCGUACCCCCAGACUCCCUGCCACUCUCUCAGUUACCCGGCCGCUGCGUCUGACCCGGCCCACGCAGCGCUGCCCUCGGUCACUGCGGCCCACUGCUUCUCCGUCCCCGAGCAGGUGGCUGUUCCAGGGCUCAGAGGGAAGCACAAGCAGAAGACGGGAGGAGCGAGGACAGUCGGUUCCUCUGUGGCUCUGUCUGGACCCCCCUCAACGCCACCCACCCCCACUAGCUGCCUGGCGAAGCUGCUCUCCUCCAGCGCCCGCGAACGGAAGCCAUCUCUAGGAUUUGAUACUCUAGUGGCAGCCAAAGGUCGGAGGUCAUCAUCCCCCAGUUCCUUGCAGUCCAGCAGCAGCACGCUUCAUCGAGGAGCUUCAUCGCAGCUGCAGCAUGGCGCUGCUUGGCCUGCAGGGAUCCCAGCGUUGACUCCUCUGCACAGCCAGAGUGCCCCCCUGGGACACAGCGGCCCCCACGUCAGCACCUCCAGAGGCUCGGCGGUGUCGGCCCUGCUCAGCCACGGCUCCGCAUACACCGGAACAGCCCUCCUCAUUCCCAAGACGGAGAAACUGUCUCCGGUCCAGCUCUACGGCACCGACAGGAGCAGCCUAACAGUGAAUUUCCCAGGACAUCCAGGCCAAACAUCACCACCAAACCCUUUAGAUAAAACCUCCAACCCCGAGUCCCCACACUCAUGCUUCUCAGUACAGGGAAAGAUAGAAUCAAGUAAGCAAACGGAGACCAGGAGGAUAACGCACAUCUCAGCUGAGCAGAAGAGGCGCUUCAACAUCAAACUGGGUUUUGACACAUUACAUAACCUCGUGACAACACUCAGCUCUCAGCCAAGCAUAAAGAUCAGCAAAGCCACCACGCUGCAGAAGACUGCCGAGUACAUCGGUAAGAUGCAGCAGGAGAGAGCUCAGCUGCACGACGAGGCUCAGAGACUCCGAGAGGAGAUCCAGCUCCUCAACUCUGCCAUCAAUGCGUGCCAGCAGCAGCUUCCAGCCACUGGUGUGCCCAUCACACGGCAGCGCUUUGACCACAUGAGGCAGAAGUUCCGAGAGUACGUCCAGGCACAGACGCUGCGAAACUGGAAGUUCUGGAUCUUCAGUAUCAUCAUCGAGCCGCUGUUUGAGUCCUAUAAUGGAAUGGUGUCCACUGCCAGUGUGGAGGACCUCUGUCGGUCCACUCUGUCCUGGCUGGACCAACACUGUUCCCUGCCUGCCCUGAGACCCAUGGUUCUGAGUUCACUCCGUCUCCUGAGUACCACCACGGCCAUCCUGACAGACCCCAGCCUACUGCCGGAGCAGGCCACCCUCGCUGUCACCCAGAGCCACCCCGCUGCUGUCCUGGACCACUCCUUACAGCCCGCCACUCGGGACAACAUACACCCCAUGUGACCGCGAAGAACAGACUCAUUGGAAAGUGAACUGGAAUCCACCAUAAUGCACAGGAGGAGAGCCUGUGCAAUGAUUCAAAAUAGACUCAACACUCAGCUCCGGGACUUUCAAUAAUGCAUAAUCACAUUCCUAUUAAACUUACCAGCUGCAAAAAUAAUGUAUUCCAGUACACCUAAAACAUCAUAGGAACUAUUUGUGAUCUAUGCUUUAAUUCUGAUAAAAGCAUAAGUUAGUUGGACUAAA
Perca fluviatilis (European perch) is the source of this 3260-nucleotide messenger RNA. Its product is annotated as carbohydrate-responsive element-binding protein. Lineage: Eukaryota; Metazoa; Chordata; Actinopteri; Perciformes; Percidae. The record is from RefSeq and is a predicted model, not a curated record. Gene Ontology annotation, cellular component: nucleus. The transcript is spliced from 17 exons. Gene Ontology annotation, molecular function: RNA polymerase II cis-regulatory region sequence-specific DNA binding; DNA-binding transcription factor activity, RNA polymerase II-specific; protein dimerization activity. Bases 216 to 3017 code for a protein of 933 amino acids. Gene Ontology annotation, biological process: regulation of transcription by RNA polymerase II.